Nothoprocta perdicaria is the source of this 1443-nucleotide messenger RNA. RefSeq names its product serine incorporator 4 (gene SERINC4). The transcript has 11 exons. NCBI's taxonomy places the organism in Eukaryota, Metazoa, Chordata, Aves, Tinamiformes, Tinamidae. The annotation marks the transcript as partial. The record is from RefSeq and is a predicted model, not a curated record. Gene Ontology annotation, cellular component: membrane.
ACCCGCACCCCCCAGCUGCGCUGCGGCUGCAGCCCCUGCCGCGGGCUGCGCACGUCCACGGGCACCCGCCUGCUCUACACGCUGCUGCACGUCCUGUCCUCGGCCGCCUGCUGCCUCGCGCUCUCCCGCACCGUGGCCCAGGCCCUGCGCGACAAGGUGCCCUUCUCGGCGGCGCUGUGYGAGCAACUGGCCGUGGGCGCCGACUGCGAGCGCCUGGCGGGCUCCUCGGCCGUCUACCGGCUCUGCUUCGGCACUGCCUGCUUCCACCUGGCGCAGGCCGCCCUGCUGCUCAACGUGCGCUCCAGCACGGACUGCCGCGCGCAGCUGCACAACGGGUUCUGGCUCCCCAAGGUGCUGGUGCUGGCGGGGCUCUGCGCCGCCAGCUUCUUCAUCCCCGAGGACAACUUCAUCCCAGCCUGGCACUACGUGGGUGUCUGCGGGGGCUUCGCCUUCAUCCUGGUGCAGCUGGUGCUCAUCACCGCCUUCGCGCACACCUGGAACAAGAACUGGCUCACGGGCGCCGCGCAAGACAAGCGCUGGUACCUGGCGGUGCUGCUGGCCACCGCUGCCUUCUACACCCUCGCCUCGGCCGCCUUCUCCUUCCUCUACAAGUUCUACACCCACCCGGCYGCCUGUCGCCUCAACAGCGCCCUGCUCACCGUCAACGGCAGCCUCUGCGGCGUCAUGUCCUUCGUCUCCAUCACGCCCUGCGUGCGGCUCAAGCAGCCACGGUCGGGGCUGCUGCAGGCCUCCAUCAUCAGCUGCUACGUGAUGUACCUCACCUUCUCCGCACUGUCCAGCCGCCCUCCGGAGAGAGUGCUCUACCAGGGCCAGAACCUCACCGUGUGCUUCCCGGGCGUGCGGCAGGACGAGCUGCAGAAGGAGGACACGACCGUGGCCGUCCUGGGGGCUGCCAUCAUGUACGCCUGCGUGCUCUUCGCAUGCAACGAAGCCUCCUACCUGGCCGAGGUGUUCGGGCCCUUCUGGAUGGUCAAAGUCUACAGCUUCGAGUUCAAAGAGCCCUCCUGCUGCUUCUGCUGCCCGGAGAAGAUGGAGGAGACGCUGCGAGGGAUGGAGCCGGCAGGCGAGCCGGUGCAGGAGCCCAGCGGGGCCCCCUGCAUCGUCCAGGACGAGCAGGACCGCGUGGUCUACAGCUACUCGGCCUUCCACUUCGUCUUCUUCCUCGCCUCGCUCUACGUCAUGAUGACCCUCACCAACUGGUUCAGCUACGAGGACGCAGUGCUGGAGACCACCUUCACGCACGGCAGCUGGUCGACCUUCUGGGUGAAGGUGGCCUCGUGCUGGGCCUGUGUCCUGCUCUACCUGUGGCUGCUGCUGAGUCCCCUGUGCCUGCCGUGCUGGCCACAGCGCCGGCGCAGCAGCCAGCCCCUGCGCGUGCUGCGGCGACGACGGGCCCCACAGCGCGUCGGCGCCGCCGCGUAG